Messenger RNA from Fragaria vesca subsp. vesca, 1188 nucleotides. Its product is annotated as putative ribonuclease H protein At1g65750-like. The transcript is spliced from 2 exons. The record is from RefSeq and is a predicted model, not a curated record. Bases 1 to 1188 code for a protein of 395 amino acids. NCBI's taxonomy places the organism in Eukaryota, Viridiplantae, Streptophyta, Magnoliopsida, Rosales, Rosaceae.
AUGCAUGGAGCUGAGCUAAUCAAAAAGAAUUUAAAAUGGCGUGUGGGAAAUGGCAAUUCUAUUAAAUUUUGGUACGAUUUUUGGCUCUUGCCCCAAGCCCUUAUUAACUUUGCUCUCUCUUCUGCUGUGAUUUUUGAAGAUGCUGUGAUUAGUAAUUUCUGGAAUGCUGAGGUUUGGGAUGUGGAGCUUCUGUUGUCUGUGCUCUCUAGAGAAAUUGUUAAUCUUAUUGUUAAUGUGCCAACUGGUUUUAGUGAGAGUGGUGAUGAUACUAGAAUUUGGUGUUCUACUUCUAAUGGCCAAUUUUCAGUGAAGUCUGCCUAUAGCUCUAUUUUUUAUUCUUCUGAUCCUAUGAAUCCUCAAUGGAAAGCUAUGUGGAAGCUUGACCUUCCCCCUAAACUCAAGACCUUUUUGUGGACUAUUCUUCAUAAAAAGCUGCUCACCAAUGUUCAACGUGCUACCAGAGGCUUUACUUCUAGCCCUUCUUGUCCCAUUUGUCACUCUGCUGAUGAGACUCUAUUGCAUUUGCUGAGAGACUAUCCUAGAGCUAAAAUUAUAUGGAGAGCUUUCAGUAAACCUUGGAGAAACAAGCAAGUUUUUGAACCUAGUUUUGUUCUUCCUACUAGUUUCAAAAAGAUCAUCUGGGACUAUGCUUUGGAAUGGAGAAAAUCUAAACUGAAAUCCAAUAACAAUUACAUGUUCAGCUAUACUAUGCAUGCUUGGAAAAAGCCUCCUGAAAAUUUUUUCAACCUCAAUGUUGAUGGAACUAGAGUAUCUCUUACUGGUAAAAUUGGUGCUGGUGGUGUCAUUCGAAAUCAUUAUGGUGAUUGGAUCAGUGGUUUCCAAAUUAAUCUUGGAGUUGGAGAAAUUUUGGAUGCUGAAGCUUGGGGUCUUUUUCAGGGCCUGAAGCUUGCUGUUAGCUUGAAUAUCAAUAACCUUAUCAUUGAGUCUGAUUCUGCAAUCCUGGUCCAGCUGAUGAAUAACUCUGAGUUUGGCAAUCAUCCUUUAGGAUCUCUUCUUCAGGGAUGCAGUAGCUUGAUGAACAAGAUGGAGAUGAAGAGUGCCACCUUAUCUCAUAUCUUCAGAGAAUGCAACUCUACUACUGAUGCCUUAGCUAAAUGCAGCAUUUCUCAUGAGCUUAGCCUUGUCUGUGUAGACAGCCCUCCUGCUCAUGUUGUUGAUGCAUUCUGA